Podospora pseudopauciseta is the source of this 1324-nucleotide messenger RNA. RefSeq lists its product as uncharacterized. NCBI's taxonomy places the organism in Eukaryota, Fungi, Ascomycota, Sordariomycetes, Sordariales, Podosporaceae. The record is from RefSeq and is a predicted model, not a curated record. The transcript has 3 exons. Bases 473 to 1324 code for a protein of 283 amino acids.
AUUUGUUCGAUGCAACGUGUGGCUAAAAUAUGAAAGAUGCAUGGAGUGCGUUGGAUGGCCUUGGCUACGAGCAUCAUUUAGCAUCAGUCAGAUGGAAACAAAAGAAUGUCUUCAUGGCAACUCAACCCCCCACGCCGGAACAACAGAGGCUAGACUUUACGUAGUCAGCUGCUAUCGAGUACCCUUGCUACUUCUUAUACACGAGGUUGAUAGUGUGUUGUGAUGAUCCACCUGGAUUCAUCAAGAGAGCUGCAAGGGACCAAAGGUUGAAACCAGAGGAUUGUCGGAGCACAACCCUAACCCUCUGUACAUAUCUGCAUAGAGAGCCAAGACCGUUUAACGCCCGGGGUGCAGGACCGGUGCCCACUCAGUUUUUUGCUGGAGUUGAGCCUGGGGCCAUAACGACAUUCAAUCGGCAACCCAUUUGAAAAAGACAUCAAACAGUAGCCCCAUCCCCCGUUGUUUCAUCGCAAUGACUGGCAAAAGAAUCUCCGAUGACCAUCGAGCCAUCCUUACCAAGCUCCUCCAGAUAUCCAAACUCACCAACCAUGAGAUCGCGUGGGUGAUGGGUGUGGAUGAACGGACGGUGCGUCGUCGUCGAGCUGAAUAUAUCCAAACUGGCCAGUUGGCCAAACACAAGGAUGUCAGCAAAAAUGCCGAGAAGUUCAAGGAGCACCACCUCGAGAAGCUGUUGGCUUGGCACAAAGACCAUCCAGAUGCCCUUCUUGAUGACAUGCAGUUGUAUCUGAAGACAACAACUGGCCUCGAAGUCAGUCUCCCGACCAUCAGCAGAAAGCUCAAAAAGGCCUAUGGGACCAUGAGAAGAAUAGGCCGGUGUGCUCGCAUCAAAUCGAGGAAGGAGCGAGAAGCUGAGGGGCGUUCCAUCGCGUUUGAGAUUCAACAGCAAACGCAGGCCGAUGAGCAACGUCAAGAACAGGCGCAUGAACAGAGUGUUGGCCCCAUCACCGCAACCGAUGACAAGUCAAGCAGCGAGUCUGGUUCUAUGGGUGUGUCGCCUCUUCGACAAGACUCGCCUUUCCAGCUCCAAGGGGAUGCUCAACAGCAAGCUGUCCAACCGCAAAACAGUCAGCAACAGCCACUGCCACAACUGCAACAACGACCGCAACAACAGCCUCGGCAACAACACACACAACCAUAUCACCAGCUUCACCAUCAGUAUCAGCACCCACUCCCACCUCAGCAACAACAGCAACACCAGAUUCACAGCACAACACAGCCACAACAGCAGCAGCAGCAACACCAGUUUUUGGCGCCUGGAAACACCUAUCGCGGCACCAACGCCCCAGGGUUCGAAGUCAGGUAA